GCUCACAAAAAUGGGUCUAAAGUCAGAGAACGGAAAGCAAUCUCCAAUUAGCAAAAAACCCACAAUCCCAUGGCCUUGGCCAGAUCUUCCCCCCCAACUACUCAACAUAGUUGCAAAAAAUUCUACCCUAAGGAGAAACAUUAGCUAUGGGGGUAAUGUCACCAAAUCAUACAGAGUUCUACCAAAACAAUGCAACCCCAUCCGCAAAUCACCAUUUCCCCAGCUCAUCACCAACGGCACCGACACCUACGCGGACACUUUUUACAUCCCAUUCCAUUCUGGGUUCUAUUUUUGGCGUGGGAGACGUGCGUUUGGUUCUGGUUCUUUGAAGCAUAUUGUAGGGUACUCCCAUGGUUUAUUAUUUGGUAGAGGCAGAGGGUAUCUACCAUCAUCCCAGUUAUAUCUCUGGGAUCUCUGGGAGCGUACUUGUUGUACCUGGCUGGAUGUAAGUCAUAAUAUUCCGCCUUGGGAUACAAGUGUUCCAUUUAAACAUGGUGCUAUAUCUUCCUCACCUAUACAGGGCACCACUCCUACGAUGAUGGUCUUAACAGGAAUGAAUCAUUCGGCUUUUGCGUUCUAUCGACUAAGAGGAGGUGAAUAUGCUUGGAUCAAGCAAGAUUGCACCCUUGUUGACCCCCACUCUACAAACAACCAACUCAUACAAUUCACCCAUGCCAUUGGAUUCAACCGAAAGUUUUAUGCAUUGAGUUUGCAAGGAACUCUUGCAGUGAUAGAGGAAAUCGAUUCUCGUCUCCGAAUCAACGGUUUAAGCAAAAGCAGGGCUGUUCCAAGUGUCCCGUCGAUGCAUUUCAAGGAGUACUUGGUGGAAUCCAAUGGGGAAAUCUUGUUGGUUUUCCUAAUCGUGUCUAGGAAAUCUAUUCGCAGUGUGGACAAUGUGGAGGUUUAUCGGCUUCGGUUCGAUACACUCUCAUGGGUGAAGAUGGAGGGGAUAGGGGAAAGGACAUUGUUCGUGGGGACUAAUUGUUGUUUGUCAGUCAACGCAAGUGAAGUUGGGUGCAUAAGAAAUUGCAUAUAUUUUAGUUAUCAAACAGUUGAGGGGUGGUGGGUAUAUGAUAUGGAGAGAGGAAGUAUCUCACCUGGUUGGGAUAGUUCAGAUUCCAAAACAAAAUCGCCAGUGUGGGAUGAACCAGAGCCAGAGGAGGAGGAACAAUUGGUUUGUAAAAAAAGAUGAUGUUUUUGUAACUCUUACUUUUGGCGACUUGUUUCAUUUGCUCUAUCAAUUUAUCACUCUUUGGAUUUGUUUGAAAAUAUAGACGAUAUGUGUUUCGGGAGCAAAUUUUUUUUUUUGUUCCGAUUUAUAUCGUAGAUGGUAUAUUUUUGGAUUAUGAGAGAAUUUGUCAAAGUGCUGAAAAAUAAUGUGCAAAAUAAGCUUUACGGAAUAUGUUAGUACGUGAAUUUGUAUUCAGAAUCCAUAAAACUCCUCUAGAGGUGGUCUUUAGAUUGUGCAUUCUUUUGGUUUUGUUUUGUUUUGUUUUUUGUUUUUAUAACGCAUGUAGACAGAAUACAAUCCAAAUUUUGCUCCCAAACAUCCAGAGAAAAUGACGAAUGAAAAAAGGAACAAGGGGGCGACCAAACACCCCCACGUAAAAAUUUUCUAUCUUGGAUUUUUGGAUAUUCACUAGUAAAAGAGCACGUGCGAUGCACAUGAUUGGUUUUUAUAGUAUUGUAUA
This is a messenger RNA of Rhododendron vialii, 1691 nucleotides long. RefSeq lists its product as uncharacterized. Lineage: Eukaryota; Viridiplantae; Streptophyta; Magnoliopsida; Ericales; Ericaceae. The record is from RefSeq and is a predicted model, not a curated record. The transcript has 2 exons. The coding region runs from base 11 to 1192 and encodes 393 amino acids.